Molecule: messenger RNA, 828 nt
Organism: Alternaria viburni
Lineage: Eukaryota; Fungi; Ascomycota; Dothideomycetes; Pleosporales; Pleosporaceae
Exons: 3
Coding region: 1-828 (275 amino acids)
Source: RefSeq, a predicted model, not a curated record
AUGACAGGUCUUCAAGAAACACAGCAGAUCUGUCAGGGCCAGAGCUUCAAGCGUGCUGACCCUACUGAGGAAUGUAUUGAACGCAUCCUGCACCAUGCCAAGAGUCUUGUUGAUACCGGCCCAGACGACCUCAUGGCAUUGGCGCAGGCAAACUUUCCGAUUGAGCCGGCCGCCGGCCAGGCCAUCGGCUUUCCGAUCCCCAACAUCUAUAUCGGUGAAUCCGUGGCCUUCGUUCGAAUGUAUCGACAAAUGAAUAGUGCUACAGCGACAGCCCCUCAGGCAGAUCAGAAUUGGGACCCUUCGCUGCUUGCCAGGAGUGCACUCGGUCUUACCAUCGCCGCGCAUGCAGUUAUGUUCACUGGCCAAGCCUUAAUGGAACUAUUCGUUGGCAAAGACGACGUCAUCAAGGACUUCAAAGAAGAAGACUUGGCGUGUCCCAAGGACCUCAUCUGUACAUCCGUCAACUGCCAGGGCCAGAAGGAGGUGAUAAACCCUCUAACCGGAGAAACAAUCUCUAAACCCCCUUCGACGCCAACAUGUCUCACGGUAAAGAACCUCGGAUGCAGAUGCGGAAUCGUCAACUAUCCCUACGUCUGGGAGGUACCACAAGGAUACAUGGAUGCGCAAUAUGAAUGGCUCGAAGAGCUCAUCAAGCGAGCCGACGAGCCUGUGCUUGAAGCUGAAUGCAAAAGCGAUUUGCAAAGGUUUGAUAAAGAAACGCUAGGCGCCGCGAAUCCGGAUUCUUCACAAACCUUUGACCCCAGAUCCAGCUUUGAAAGUUUGAUAACCGGCUCGACAAAGAAUGGCAUUGGCCAUACGACGAUAUAA